Molecule: messenger RNA, 1002 nt
Organism: Colletotrichum spaethianum
Lineage: Eukaryota; Fungi; Ascomycota; Sordariomycetes; Glomerellales; Glomerellaceae
Product: GTP-binding protein ypt4
Exons: 4
Coding region: 1-1002 (333 amino acids)
Biological process (GO): regulation of endocytosis
Cellular component (GO): endosome
Molecular function (GO): GTP binding; GTPase activity
Source: RefSeq, a predicted model, not a curated record
AUGACGAGACCGCGUCGCUCCAGCGCCGCGAGCGAGGAGAGCAACGGAACCGCCGGCGAGCAGGAGCUGGGUAGCAUGUACGACUACUUGGCCAAGAUUAUCUUGCUGGGACCGAGCGGGACAGGAAAGUCUUGUCUGCUUCACCGCUUCGUCAAGAACGAAUGGCGAGUCUUAUCGUCCCAAACCAUCGGCGUCGAGUUUGCGAGCAAAAUCAUCAAGGUCGGCACCGGUUCCCGGCGGAAACGGAUCAAGCUACAGCUUUGGGACACGGCCGGCACCGAACGAUUCCGUUCCGUUUCUCGGUCAUACUACCGCGGCGCCGCUGGCGCCAUUCUUGUUUACGACGUCACGAACCACAGCAGUUUCCGCGGAUUGCAACCGUUCCUCAACGAUGCACGCGCCUUGGCGUCACCGAACUUGUCCUGUCUUUUGGUGGGGAACAAGCUCGACCUCGCAUCCGAUGCCCUCAUCGACACGAGCCUGCCGCCGCCAACACCGAGUAGCGUUGGUUCCAUGUCGUACUUUGCAAAUGGCUCUGCAGGAUCGGGAGGGACCAUUCUGCCAUCGCUUGGCACGCAACAGAAGGCCUCCGAGGCACCGGAGGGGCGAGAGGUCAGCAACGCAGACGCAAACAGAUGGGCGAGCACGGUCGGGAUCCCCGUGGUCAUGGAGGCGAGCGCCUUCAACGGCGAGAACGUGGAUGAGAUCUUUGCGAGGCUUGCGAGGAUGAUCCUCACCAAGAUCGAGCUGGGCGACAUUGAUCCGGACGACCCGAUGAGCGGCAUUCAAUAUGGCGAUGGGUAUGGCGGAGGGUGGAACGCUGGCGCCAGCGAUGGGGCAAGCAUCAAGAGUUCCAUGACCGGCGCGACCCUCGACGAGGCGGGCGGCGUACGCAGACGAAAGGGCAGACGAAACACCCGCAGCGGCGCCAACUGGGGGUUGCGUGAUUGGGAAGAGGUGUUUACGUUGACGAACCGACGUAGAGGCGGCAACUGCUGUUGA